AAAGUCAUGACCGGAAGCUGUGCCACUAGCUAGACGCAAAGCAGAAGAGGGAGGAAAAGUUGCUCCGGUUUAUUUUACUUUCUGAAACAAACUGUACAGGGAAAGUGUGGCGGUCGCUGUUUUUCCUCUUCCUUUAAGUAAAGAAAGUACUUUUAAGGUUUCAAGCAGCCAUGGCGCUCAGCGACGCCGACGUACAGAAACAGAUUAAGCACAUGAUGGCCUUCAUCGAGCAGGAGGCCAGUGAGAAAGCGGAGGAAAUUGAUGCCAAGGCGGAGGAGGAGUUCAACAUUGAGAAAGGUCGCCUGGUGCAGACCCAGAGGGUGAAGAUCAUGGAGUACUACGAGAAGAAGGACAAGCAGAUUGAACAGCACAAGAAAAUCCAGAUGUCCAACCUGAUGAACCAGGCGAGGCUGAAGGUGCUGAAGGCUCGCGACGACAUGAUCACGGAUCUGGUGAACGAUGCCCGGCUUAGACUCACAGACAUUGCCAAGGACCCAGCGAGGUACUCCACCAUAUUGGAGGGCCUGGUGCUUCAGGGAUUUUACCAACUGCUGGAACCAAAAGUGACCGUCCGCUGCCGAAAGCAGGAUGUGGAAAUGGUUCAGGCUGCGGUUGAUAAAAACAUCCCCAUCUACAAAUCCGCCGUGAAGAGCAACAUCGUCGUCAAAAUCGACCAGGAGCGUUUCCUUCCAUCAGACAUCUGCGGAGGAGUUGAAGUGUACAACGACAACGGGAAGAUCAGAGUUUGCAACACUCUGGAGAGCAGGCUGGACCUUAUCGCCCAACAGAUGAUGCCUGAAAUCAGAGUGGCCUUGUUUGGUGCCAACCCGAACCGCAAGUUCACUGACUGAGGCCGGUCCAGGACAGACGUUCGGACACAAGGAGGAAACACACACAAAGUGACCGUGGACUGUUGGAGGCGUCCGUGGCUGCGUCACUGUAGUGAGCAGGAACAAGUGCCUACUCUUCAUCAGGGUCAAAGAAACACCCUGUUUUACUCAAGGUGACGCCAUAGAGUGAGAUUUUUAGAUAUUUUUGUACAUGAUUUUGUACUGAUACCCAACGAGUGCACUUUUCCCUCUGUUAAAGUGCCAAAAUCCCUUUUUUUUUUUUUUUUUUAAACAUUGUUACCUCUUCAGGCUCAGCCACAAGGCAGGACUGUCUUAUUUUCCAAUGUAAAUGCAAAUAUACAUAUAUAUUUUUUUUUCUUUCAGCUCUUUGGGACAACUUGGCACUUGGAAACCUUAAAGCUAAUGUACUUUGCUAUUUGUUUUUUGGCCUUCAAAGAUUCAAAUUUCCUCCACAUGUGUUUUGUCUACAUCUGUUGUGUAGACAGCAUUUGAUUUUGCCACACAAUGUGUUUACUGUUGUAAGAGGAAAUGACUGCGUGUGGGUGUGCGUGUGUUUGGAUAUGAGAUAGUGUAUGGAGAAUGGCUGUGUAACAUGCAAAACCAAAGGAAUAAAAAAGCGCGACACUGAGAAA
Myripristis murdjan (pinecone soldierfish) is the source of this 1483-nucleotide messenger RNA. It is a transcript of the gene atp6v1e1a, whose product is annotated as ATPase H+ transporting V1 subunit E1a. Gene Ontology annotation, biological process: proton transmembrane transport. Gene Ontology annotation, molecular function: proton-transporting ATPase activity, rotational mechanism. The transcript has 9 exons. The record is from RefSeq and is a predicted model, not a curated record. NCBI's taxonomy places the organism in Eukaryota, Metazoa, Chordata, Actinopteri, Holocentriformes, Holocentridae. Gene Ontology annotation, cellular component: proton-transporting two-sector ATPase complex, catalytic domain. The coding region runs from base 171 to 851 and encodes 226 amino acids.